CCGUGUUCAAUCGUUACUGAUUCUUGCCUCUUGCAUUCUCACUCAUCAGCAUGACUGAAUAGCAAUCACUCCUUCAUCCAUGUCGUCUACCCCCCCUCCGCUCUCGCCUCGUCCACAACGAGCAUCAUCAUCAUCACCUCAUCCAGAGUUCGCGGCUCUCCUCUCCUCGUUCGAAUCAGACUCGGGGCGAGGAUUUCCAGGAUGGCGGCCUGGCGAGGCGACAAGCGCUGGAGAUGAAGCUUAUGCUACACCGCUGGCAUCAUCAAGAAUGUCAAUCCCGGAAAUCACGACAACAUCUCCUUCACCAUUACGUCCAGGUGGGUCCAGUCGUAUUGAUGUCCCGACGCCUGCUUCGCCUAGUGAGGGGCGCUUGAGCCCUCUACCGUCGCCUCCUGCGCGUGCUCGACUAUUCGGUCAAGACAUGACGGAAACUCAAGGCAUCUUGCCACGUCCCCGAGUCGAGCAAGACGCUUAUAUCGGGACUUCCCCGCUUCGUCCUACUCCGCUCAAAACCAGUCCACCAGCGUCGGAGGAUCAGUCGACAAUUGACGCUGCGUACGAAGGGGUCUUCAGUCAAUUCGAUGCUCUCGCAGGUCAACCCAACCUCGAGUUUUCCUAUCCUACUCCACCUCAGUCGAAGCCGUCUAGACCCAUUCGACCGCCUGCUUCGCCAUCCGAGGGAUCGUCGCCCGGCCUCGCCUUCAUACCUCUGGAAGCUGUCUCUGAACGCACUGAACCUCUCUCAGGAGCGGAGAGUCGAAGCCCAUCACCCUCUGACAGUCAUGCAGCAUCCGCUCUCUCGGCCACAUCGAUCGCACGCCGAUUUCCUCUGCCGCCAAGUCCGGUCAAAGGUCCACGAAGCACUCAAACCGCAUCGCCAACUAAGGCUAGCGAGCUGAUUAAGAUGUUCGAAGCUCGAGCCGAUCCAAUUUCGCAGCCUUCCUUUGCCCCCGCGCUGGUAUCUAGAACCACUGCUAUGGCGAGAGCGUCGGGGGGCAUUCCUCGGCAAGAGCCCGCGCCCAGCUCUUACCGGCCUACAGCUGAAUCAAUCUUCUCCACAGCACCCAAGACCCCUCCCAAAUCUGCUUCGCCCCUCUCCCAGGUCAGGACAAUGAUCGCUUCGUGGCGAGCCAGAGCAGGUUCUCCAACUCAACGGGUCAUCGGAUCUCCCGGACAAGGCGGUGAGACGCCCCGGCUCUUCGGACGUGAUAGAGCCUGGAACGUAUCCAUCCGCAGACGGAGACGACACGAUCAGGAACAGAAUGUCCUUGCUGAGCACGGCGACGAGGAAGCGGUACAAAUCCCCCCAACUAGUCCCUUGUCCACGUCAACUGCUCCGUUGAUGCCUAGCCUGUCGCCUCGAACGCCCUCGCUGCAGUCAGUGACACCAAGUGCUCGCUCGAGCGAAUCUAGAACCCUGACAGGUCAACCGCUGCGGACUGGCUCGCUGUGGUAUCUCAACGUUCACGAUACGAACCUAGCUCCGAAUUUUGUAUGGGUACAGACAGAUGCGCGACUGUUCCCAGAAGGGCUGCAGCUGGUGUGGCGCACAGCGGAGGCUCAACAGGCUGUUGUCGUCCUUGACUUGGAAUACUGCGAAGAGGUCGCAUCGACUUAUAGCCCUAACAACCCGAUGGCGGGGGAUGAUAUCGGUGCUAUCGCCGCGAGAAGGCAGGGGGCGCUUGCGGAACAUCUGUAUCCUUUCAAAUUGGUCUACGAUGACGGCACAGAAAGGCUCGGCUGUGAUAGUGCAAGAGAUCGAGUCCGCUGGGUGAAUGCAAUCUGGAGUGUUCUUGAGAGGACACGAGCAGCUCCAGCAUCGUCUGCUGCUCCUUCGAUUCGUUCAAGGCCAAUGUCUCUCCUUUCGUCUGCCGGUGGCGGAUCAUCUUCCACGCGCUACAUGGCCCCUUCACCUUCCCCGGUAUCGCCUUAUCAGCCACUGUAUACCACUGACGACGCCGUUAUCACCACUUCGGCGGGAAUGGCGGCCCCACUCGCUCAUCGAGGAUCUCGUCGACUCGCUCCGGGAAGCAUCGAACGAGCUCGAUCCCUGAGACGUGUGGCAUCCGAAGCGGAUAUCUCUGAAAGCGCUGGUGUAGUUCAUGAUCUUGUCCCUUCCGAAUCGGAUCAUAUCUGUCCUCCUCUCACCGUUGAUGCUGCCCGACGCACCUCUGCAAACAGAGAUUUCACCUUUGCCGGUGGUAUCGCGCCUCCACCUCUGGCUUCCCCUAGCGUCAACGCUCAGACGGUCCGGAUGGGGCCUGCCAGCGACGCUUCUCGGUUCUUCAGUCCUCAGUCAGAUUUCACGGCUCGACCGCCAACAUCCGUCUACGACACUGCACAUAUGCCUUCACAGACAUCAGAAUCCGGCGUUUACCAGACUGCCACAGCGAUUCUCACAAGUCGACUGUCAGAGCCAUUCUCGACGGCCCAGGAAACAGUUUACGCUGGGGGUACCGAGUUGUAUUCGACGGCUGAAGCAUCUCGGGAGACCAUUUCGAGCUAUGAGACGGCUCCGCCGCCUGUACCCUCCCAUGACUCGCAUUACAGUACAGCAUCUUUGGCUUCCAGCGAGCGAUUGCCUGUCCAGGUCACUCGCUACCAGCUUCAUGACCCGCCUGUUGGCUCUCACCUGGCUCAGGAGUCCCGGACAACGUGGCACACUGCUCAGAGUGGGACCGAUUCUUCGGGUUCCACACACCAGUCUGGCUUUACGCGCCAAUCUGCUCCUCAGUACGCUCACGGGUUUACGUUUUCGUUCGCCUCCGACACUCAAGAACAGUCUGAUUCUGCGACACAUAUCUCUGAACCAAACACCGAUAUCGGUCUCUUGGCUGACUUGGAGCGACAAUCAUCCGCAGGCAGCGUGUGGAAUACAUCCGCGUCAAGAAAGGGACGCAAGAGUAGCAUCAGAUCUGGGAAGACACCAUUUGGCACGGCGGUGGAGAACACUCUGUUCGACACUGCUCGAGAAACCAUGUAUACAACCGCUCCGACUUGGCCCACUCAGACAUACAUGUACUCGGCUGUUCAGACACAACACCCGUUGAAGGAUGCGUCUAGCAUAUCGUCGGCCUCGACAGUCGCUGCUUCGUCUAGGCGCAAGCCUGUGCCCCCGCCAUCGCCCUCUAUGCCCAACUCAAGCGGAUGGUCGUCUUAUGAUACGAACCAAAGUUCGGAAAGCCGCACCCCAAAUCAAGACGUCAAUCGCUUCCUUAAUUAUAUCCAAGGUCAAGAUGAGGCGCGGCAGGGUCAGCAGACAAAGAUCUCGAUUCAGCUCGACCGUAUCGAAACGAAGAUGAGUCAAUUGACCGAGCAAAUCCCUGGAGCACGGGACCAAGCCCCACCUGUACCUUCGAAAGAUGACUCUCCGCCAGGUUCGCCAUCGUCCGUGUCUUCAGCCUCGACCAUGCGACCCGUGACACCGCCUCCUGACGCAUUCGCCCAACAGUUUGACGACAUGCGACAUUUGAUCGGAACGCUUAUCGGCAAGACGAACGAUCUCGCAAGUGAGGUUGCUCGCAGCAGGUCCAUUGAGCUGGACAUUUCCGAUCGUGGUCCUGGGAUGCGUAGAAUUGAGGAUCUGUUGCGACGUGCAUUGCUGCGGCUUGGCGACAGCGAAUUCCUCAGUGACUAUGAUCGACCGCUGGAGCCCGAAUACAGGCCGCGAGAGCCGGCCACUCUGAAAGAGGAAGAAUCCAUGUACGAAGGGACCGAUGGAAUAUAUUCUGAUGACUGGGUGAAAGCAAAGACGCCUGCAAACUCGAUCACUGAAAGUUAUCAGCGGAAGAAAAGAUGGUCGGGUGUCCCUGCAUCUCUUCUCGAUGGACCGCUGGGAGAUGCCGACUUUGACUCGGAGGCAGAACGGAUCGCCAUGGAGUAUCUCCCACCGGACUCACCUCCCGAUGAGUAUCGCAUUGAGAAAUCGACGAUACCGCCUAACAUUGCCGCUCGACUUCCCCGACGUCGGCAAGAUCAUGAUGACGAGCCUUAUGAAGAGUCCAUACGUACGGAGCCACUUCUAGAGCCAUCGCCAGAAUCUGAGCGGGAUCAUACGCCUAUUCCUUAUCGACCCCAAGAGUAUGAGCAAGAGCCAUCCGAGUACUCGGACGACUAUGAGGAUGACCGACAACCGACGCGCCCUUUGCCACCUCCUCAACCAGUCGACCUUCCAACACCUGUACAAUCAGAAUCAAGGUACCCGCAGAUGGGUCAACCUCCCAUGCGCCCGCCUUAUCCUGCAGGUGGCAUGCCACCUCCUCCUCCACCUGGUAUGGCAGAAAUGCCACGACCGUCCCUCCCCCGUAUCGCUGGAGUCAGAGAUCCGAUAUCGACUACAUACUUCCGACGUGGAUUCCCGCCUCCAGGACCAAUGGGCUUUUCUCCGGGCAUGUUCCCUGGUCCUAUGGGCUUCCCCGGACCGGGGAUGGGUCCGUUCAUGCCUGGCCUGCGACCUGGACUGAACGGAUUCGGAGGACCUCUUGGACCCAAUGUCAACCCUCAUCUUCGACAACCUGGCAUGUUCCCUCCUGGUGUCCCUAAUACUGGUGGAUAUGGAUGGCCUGCAGCAUCAAGAUAUGAAGCGGGUAUUCCUCCCGGGCCAAGGCGGCGUGUCACUCCGGAUACAGGUGUGGGUAACACCACGUCAGAAGAGACGACACCUUCAACGACCGAGCAACUCAUGACGCCUAUUACUCCUGCAGUCACCACCCCCGGCGAGGCUGUGGGUGUGACUCCAUACAUUGCCCCAGCAGAGGGUGAGGAUGAAGAAGAGGAUGAUAGCAUCCGUCAGGCACUUCAUGCCCAAGGUGAUCAGCAAAACAGCAUGUCCCGAUACCUCCAUGGUAUGUCGGAUCAAAUCGAGGAUGCUCGUCGAGGUCACAAGCAGGAACUGGCAGAUAUCCUCGGUGAUAUCGCCAGACUGCGCGACGAGCUCAAGCCGAAGCAUGUAUUGGGUCAUGUCUUGCCUGAUGGACGGGUCAUUCUUCAAGACGGGUCCGUGGUUGAUGGCAUCCGAGGCGCACCGACGCCAGGCGUCGCACCUGUCAUCACUCCUCCCUCUGCCCCGCACGUCAAAGGUAAAGUCAUGCCUGACGGGACUGUCACGGCGGAUGGCAAAAUUGUCGAUGGUAUCAAGGGCGCUCCGCCGGUGGACGAAAAGGGUCUCCCGAUGAUCCCGGCGGAGACGACGAAAGACUUUGAGCAGGAUAGGAAGCUGGCCUCGCUGGAGGAUAAGAUCAAUCGAUUGCUUGCCCAGACGGGUGAUGUGGAUGGUGCCUCAACGCGCGCUCAAGCAACACCCUUGCCUACAAAACGGCAUCAUCACGAGGAGGAGUUAGCAAAUGUUCCGGCAACUACAUGGGAGGGUGAAGCGGUCACUGGUCCUAUUGAUGGUGCGCCUGCAACAGUGCGAAUCAAUCCUCGCACUGGCAAGCCCGUGUCCAUGCCGAAACCCUUGUCUCUUUCCCCGCAUGAGAUGUCACCUAUUCGAGAAGAAGGCAACGUUCCCCCUGGAUCGCAGAUGAUCCGAGAAGAGACUGAAGAGAUAAUCCAUCGAGCCGAUGGUCAACCACCUGUUCAUACACAUACUACUUCUCGCACCUAUGUUACUCCGGAUGGCACUCGCGUUACUGCUCCUCCUGUUCAAUCCCUUGGCGACCCUGGUACUGCUACUGGACCCGAGACCGUCAUGAAUGUUCCUACGGCUCCAAGCGAGCAUCACUCGGAUCAUCAAGUCAGGUCCUACGGCAACGUCCCGAGUGCACCGCGUCAGCAGUCGACGAUGGAAGACGAAAUGGCGAUUCCAGCGCAGCCAGCAAUGGAUACGAGCCAUCAGACUGUCGCGACGACUCAGAGACCAGCUGGUAAAGCCAAGACGGAGAAGCCAGUAUGGGAUACGAACCCGGCGAAACAUACGCACAACACGCCAGCGACGACUCAAGCCAAUGUCCCGACAGCACCUGGUGGUGCUGCAAACGUGCCUCCUGCCGCUGAAACGGCACCGCCUGGAGGAGCAGCCAACGUCCCGCCGACUCAAACUCUUGGUGACGCUCCUUCUGGCGGCACGCCUGCUCAACCUGCCAGCAUGUCCGCUCCGGCUAAUGCAGGGACGCCGUCCAAAAAUGGCAAGGCUGGCAAAAUACACUGGGACCCAAGACUUCAAGAGCGGCCGCCAAAUGAGCCUGGCGCUACGACCUAUGCAAAUGUGCCAAACGCUGCGAACCCCGCUGGUACUGCGCUUCCGCCGCAGGGUGUGGCAAAUUUGCCAUCCGUUGCUGGCACACCCCAGGGGGCGGCGAACACUCUACCUGUAGGAACUCCUCAAGGUGUUGCAAACACUCUACCCGCUGGUGACGGUGUUCCGCCUGUUGUUGUCGCCCCUGUCCCUGCUGAGAGCUCUGGCAGAAAUAAACUCAGCAAGAAGGAGAAAGAGAAGCUGGAAAAGGAUGAAGGUGGCAAGGAGGAAGGCUGGGGAGAACGCCUGCUGCACGCCGCAGAAGUUGCGGUGCCAGCUGCUAUUGCAGGCGCCGAAUUUGGUGAACAUCGUGCUCACGAAGAGGAGAAGAAGAAGGAUAAGGAAGAGAAGAAGGAGCAGAAAAAAGCGGCAGAUGAGGCUAAGAAGCAGGCAAAGGAGGACGCUGCCGAGAAACGCAAGCAGGUGAAGGAGGAUCAUCAUAUGGCGAACAUCCCUCAAGGCUAUGUGGCAGCGCCCCCUGGAUCGACCAUCCUCCCACCUGGCCCGGGCGGUGCUCCUGCGCCAGCGGCAUCUGGUCCAAGUGGUCUGCCAGCGUCUCUGAACGGUGGUUCACACGCGGCCCCUGGAACUUCUCCCACUGCACCUCUUAUGGACGAAGUGACGCUUCCCGAUGGUCGCAAGGCCUACGUUCUUCGCAAUGAAGAGACAGCUCCAGGCAAAGGCAAGUUGACGAAGGGCAAGCCCGACAAGACUGGAGCUGUAGUGUCGGACGACGCUAUUCAUGAUAUCGGCAAGAUGCACUGCCCCAUGUGCUGUCCUUCAGCUCCUCGGGACGGUAUGGGUCGACCACUGUAUCACUGUGUCCAUCAAUCCGAUUCGCCUGGACCUGGACCUAUGGAUCACGCGAAACCUGCCUCGAUGACGAAGAAGACAGCGCCAGUCCCCGAGGCGAUUCCCUUACCUACGGGUGACGACGAGGCGCCGAGAGUUCCUGGCAAGCUGAAGAAGGGCAAAGCCGCUCUUGGUCCUGAAGAGGAGCUGGAAGACGCAAGAAAGUUGGCAACGAAACAAAAAGCUGCAGCCGAGACUGCAGCUUCCGAGGCUGCCGAACGUAAGCAAAUGGACGAUGCCAAAGCUGCCAAGGCAAAGAUGGCAGAGGAGAGGCACCUGCAGAAUGCACAAGCCCUCGCAGAUCUCAAGCGUGUCUUGGAUGCUCUUGCUGCCGACCAAAAGAUGUGGCGUACCGCAGACGAAGACCGUACCAAAUCUAGUGACAAGCGACGAACCGAGAAGAAUGCGAGAGAUAAAAAGGUCCAAGACGCUCUCGACAGAUUGGUUGCAGGAAGUGACGAGGCAAAGAAGCAGAAAACGGCUGAUGACAAGAAGCCUGGUAUUCAGGCCAUCUUGGACGCUCUCAAGAGCCAAGGAGACGGUCAAGCUCAGUUCCUCCGCAAGCUGGCAGCGGAGAUUAUGGAGCAGAACUCGAAUCAGCAUGGUCUGACCCAGGCCGAGGCGAAGAAGCAAGCCCGGGAGCAGGUCGGAUUCAAUCUGGCGGGAUAUCUGGACGAUUUCUCGAAGGCUCUUUCGGGCGAGGUCCGGGUGCUGCUAAAAGAGGUCGGAGAUCUGCGCGAGUCGAGAAGGGCGUUGUACAUGGAGAUUGCAGACUUGUUGUUGAUGAAGGGACGCCAGUCGGCUGGCGAUCUGAUGGCCAUCCUCCCGUACCCCGUGGCGCCGCCAAAGAACCCUCAAGCGAGCAAGCAGCAAAAGGAUAAGCCGCCUGCGCCACCUGGGGUAGGAGAUACCAAGAACAAGAACCCUGCUGGUGGAGUUCCUGCAUGGAGCACUUUCAUGCCGAUGGGUGGACCUGCUGUCGGGCUGCCCAAUCGACCUUUGCCAAACCCUGCGGGGGUCACUGCGCCGGCGUUUUAAAACCUGAGUGGUGGUGCUGUUCCACCUCCUCCAGCGGUCCCCGGGUCGAGGCCGUUGCCGCAGGUCUGAGGGUAGACAGAGGUGACGAUAGGGAUUGUUUCGGCCUUAACAUGAUGACGAUUGGGAUCUGCAUAAUACAUCUUU
Messenger RNA from Kockovaella imperatae, 8269 nucleotides. RefSeq lists its product as hypothetical. Bases 80 to 8125 code for a protein of 2681 amino acids. Lineage: Eukaryota; Fungi; Basidiomycota; Tremellomycetes; Tremellales; Cuniculitremaceae. The record is from RefSeq and is a predicted model, not a curated record. The transcript is spliced from 23 exons.